AUGUGUCAGUGGGAGGAGGUGAGCGGCUAUGAUGAGAACCUUAACACCAUCAGGACAUACCAGGUGUGCAACGUGUUCGAGCCCAGCCAGAACAACUGGCUCCUCACCACUUACAUUGACCGGCGGGCAGCACAGCGCAUCUACGUGGAGAUCCGCUUCACCGUACGCGACUGCGCCUCCAUCCCCAGCGUCCUGGGGUCCUGCAAAGAGACGUUCAACCUGUACUACCUGGAGACCGACAGGACCGUGUCAGAGGGCAUCAAAGGGGUGGAGUACUGGGCCAAUGCCCCUUUUCUUAAGGUGGACACCAUUGCAGCAGAUGAGAGUUUCUCCCAGGUUGAUUUUGGGGGACGGCUAAUGAAGGUGAACACAGAAGUCCGGAGUUUCGGGCCGCUGUCCAAAGGCAGAGGGUUCCACUUGGCCUUCCAGGAUCUGGGCGCUUGCAUGUCCCUUCUGGCUGUCAGAGUAUUCUACAAGAAAUGCCCGAGCAUUGUGCAGAACUUUGCUUUUUUCCCAGAGACACUGACUGGAGCGGAGUCUACCUCAUUAGUCAUCGCUAGGGGAAGUUGUAUCCCCAACGCCGAGGAGGUAGACGUGCCCAUAAAGCUCUACUGUAACGGAGACGGAGAGUGGAUGGUUCCCAUCGGCAGCUGCAGCUGCAAGGCGGGUUAUGAACCAGACAAUGGCAACGUGUGUCGAGCUUGCCCUCAGGGCACCUUUAAGUCGUUCCAGGGGGCAGGAUUAUGUCAGCAAUGUCCGCUCAACAGUCGCUCCACCAUCGAGGCUGCCACCCUCUGCGGUUGUCGGAACGGCUAUUACCGAGGAGACAUGGACAAACCAGAGGACAUGUGCACCAGUGUCCCUUCGGCUCCUCGCAAUGUGGUCUCGGUCGUCAACCAGACAUCAGUGCUUCUGGAGUGGCACUCACCACGGGACACCGGGCACCGUGACGACCUGUCAUAUAAUGUCUUAUGCCGGCGGUGCCACAGCAGUGAGCGCCGGGCAUGUCAGCCGUGUGACGACGGCGUGGCAUUCAUUCCAGGCAAGCGAGGGUUAAAGGAAACGAGGGUGAAGAUCAGCAAGCUGCGGGCGCAUACAUCGUACACCUUUGAGAUACAGGCAGUAAACGGAGUCUCCAACAAGAGCCCUUAUCCCGCCCAACAACUGUCAAUCAACAUUACAACCAAUCAGGCUGCUCCCUCAGUGGUUCCCAUAAUGCACCAAGUGAGUUCAACGAGCCGCAGUUUCUCGCUGUCAUGGCCACCGCCCGAACAGCCCAACGGAAUUAUCCUCGACUACGAGAUACGAUACUAUGACAAGUCCCAGUCGUCAGAGCUGAACAGUUCAGUGGUCCAGAGCGAAACACCCAAUGUUGUUCUGGAGGGGCUGAGGCCUGGGACCGGCUACGUGGUGCAGGUGAGGGCUCGCACUGUGGCCGGCUACGGAGCCUACAGCAAGGACAUGCUCUUCCAAACACUCACCGACGAUGAGUAUAAGUCAGAGCUGGGGCAGCAGCUCUCCCUGAUUGCAGGCUCUUUAGUAGGUGGAGUGUGUAUCGUCUCAUUGGUAGCAAUCGCCAUCAUCUGUACCAGAAGGAGACAGUUAAAGGAGAGUGUGUACGGUGACAAGCUGCAGCAGUACAACACAGGAGGAGGUCACAGUUCGCCGGGGGUCAAGAUCUACAUCGACCCCUUCACCUACGAGGACCCCAACGAGGCUGUCCGGGAGUUUGCCAAGGAAAUCGACCCCUCCUGUGUCAAAAUAGAGGAAGUCAUUGGAUCAGGUGAGUUUGGGGAGGUGUACAAAGGUCGCCUUAAGCCUGUCGGUAAAAAAGAAAUUCCUGUGGCCAUCAAGACCCUGAAGGUUGGCUACUCUGAGAGGCAGAGGAGGGACUUCCUGUCCGAGGCGUCGAUCAUGGGCCAGUUUGACCAACCAAACAUUAUCAGACUGGAGGGCGUGGUCACCAAGAGCAGGCCUACGAUGAUCAUCACAGAGUUCAUGGAGAACGGAGCACUUGACUCGUUUCUGAGGCAAAAUGAUGGGCAGUUCCCAGUGAUCCAGCUGGUUGGUAUGCUGAGGGGCAUCGCGUCUGGAAUGAGGUACCUGGCAGAAAUGAGUUAUGUUCACCGGGACCUGGCUGCUCGGAACAUCUUGGUGAACAGUAACUUGGUGUGUAAGGUGUCGGACUUUGGCUUAUCACGAUAUCUGGAAGAAGACACCUCUGACCCCACCUACACUAGCUCACUGGUGAGGACUCAAACACACUCAGGGAACAUGGAAGAGCAAGGGGGUAAAAUCCCAGUGCGGUGGACGGCCCCGGAGGCGAUAGCCUACCGGAAGUUUACGUCGGCUUCAGAUGUCUGGAGUUAUGGGAUCGUCACCUGGGAGGUGAUGUCAUAUGGAGAGAGGCCUUACUGGGACAUGAGCAACCAAGAUGUGAUAAAUGCCAUCGAGCAAGACUUCAGGCUGCCAGCUCCAAUGGACUGUCCAGUAGUGCUGCACCAGCUGAUGCUGGACUGCUGGCAGAAAGACAGGAACGCACGGCCAAAGUUCCCUGAUAUUGUCAGCAUGUUGGACAAGAUGAUACGCAACCCCGCAUCUCUGAAAGCCGGCACCAACAACAUCGCCCCUGGUCCUUCCCAUCAUCCCUUGUUAGACCGUGGAGCUCCAGACCUCAGCAGGGUGAGCUCUGUGGAAGACUGGCUGGCUGCACUGAAGAUGACCCAGUAUCGAGACUCCUUCCUGGGCUCGGGGUUCACUUCUUUGCCGCUCAUCACACAAAUCACAGCCGAAGAUCUUCAGAGGAUUGGAGUGUCUCUAGCCGGACACCAGAAGAAAAUCCUGACCAGUGUUCAGUCAAUGAGGCACAACAUCGAUGACCAGUCUCCUACUGAAUCCGUGUAACCACACAGGGGAGCGAUACAGUAUGAAAUAUUUGACACGUGUACAGUCUGAACGAGCAGGCUGUCAUCUUCACUCAUACACUUCAGUCUGCUGAUCUUGGAGAUAUAAACCACAUGUUUUCAACAAUCACCAGUCAAUCAGCAGUCACCCGGUCCCUCCUUCAGUCAUUGGACAGACUUCACUCAUACCAUUUAGCUUCCCAAAUUGAUUGAAACUGAAUGCAUCCAGGAGAGAGUUGAAUGCAGAGAUAGUGCAAGAGAAAAACAAGGAAGGCAUGA
Molecule: messenger RNA, 3182 nt
Organism: Morone saxatilis (striped sea-bass)
Lineage: Eukaryota; Metazoa; Chordata; Actinopteri; Moronidae
Product: ephrin type-B receptor 1-B-like
Exons: 19
Coding region: 1-2904 (967 amino acids)
Biological process (GO): cell surface receptor protein tyrosine kinase signaling pathway; axon guidance; protein phosphorylation
Cellular component (GO): neuron projection; plasma membrane
Molecular function (GO): protein binding; transmembrane-ephrin receptor activity; ATP binding
Source: RefSeq, a predicted model, not a curated record